GCCCGCAAAAAAACUCGCCAUUGGAUUAUGUUUAUUGUACAAUAACGUUCAAAUUUGAACUCUCGAGGCUGGUUUCUAUCAAGAAUUAUCAAAAAUAUUAACGUUUUGUUACCGCAAUGAAGUUACGUUGCUUGUAACGUUGAUGUGCGCGCGGAACUACAGGAUUCCAUUUGUCAAGACGUUGACGCUAGCAGCUAGCUUGGGCUAGCUGCCAUUACUUUGUGUUAAUUACGUCAAAUUUGUUUCAUUGCUGCCACAUUAGUUUGGCAAUACACAACACGUUAGCUGAAGCAGUAGUUUAACAACACGGUUGGACCACAAAGAGCUUCAGAGAAUGCUGGCCACGGGAGCUGCUGUAACUAACGUCACAGCCCUGGCCCAGGUAGACCGGGAGAAGAUCUACCAAUGGAUCAAUGAGUUGUCCAGUCCAGAGACCAGAGAAAAUGCCUUGCUGGAGCUUAGCAAGAAGCGAGAGUCUGUGCCAGACCUGGCACCGAUGCUCUGGCACUCCUGUGGCACUAUUGCUGCCCUGCUGCAGGAAAUAGUGAACAUCUAUCCAUCUAUAAACCCACCUACGCUUACAGCUCACCAGUCCAACAGGGUGUGCAAUGCCCUGGCACUUCUGCAGUGUGUUGCCUCACACCCCGAGACAAGGUCAGCUUUUCUUGCUGCCCACAUCCCUCUUUUCCUCUACCCUUUCCUGCACACUGUGAGCAAAACACGUCCGUUUGAGUAUCUGCGACUCACCAGCCUCGGAGUCAUAGGUGCCUUGGUGAAAACCGAUGAACAAGAAGUGAUAAACUUCCUCCUCACCACUGAAAUCAUCCCGCUGUGUCUCCGCAUCAUGGAGUCAGGGAGCGAGCUCUCCAAGACGGUUGCUACUUUUAUACUGCAGAAGAUCCUAUUGGACGACACAGGACUUGCUUAUAUAUGCCAGACAUACGAACGUUUCUCACAUGUGGCCAUGAUCCUUGGCAAAAUGGUUCUCCAGCUCUCUAAGGAGCCCUCCGCACGCCUGCUGAAGCACGUUGUCCGCUGCUACCUUCGCCUCUCAGACAAUCUCAGAGCCAGAGAGGCUCUGCGUCAGUGUCUGCCCGACCAGCUGAAGGACAGCACCUUCGCCCAGGUUCUGAAGGAUGACACCACCACCAAGCGCUGGCUGGCUCAGCUGGUGAAGAACCUGCAGGAGGGCCAGGUCACCGACGCCAGAGGCAUCCCACUGGCCCCCCAGUGAUGAGGAACAAAGUGUGUGUUUACUGCUUACACAGACUCAUCCCUCUCUAGAUUUUGUAAUUUUUGCCAAAGUGGCACUCAGACUGUCUGCAAAGAGAAGGACAUAAUAGAGGAAUGUUUGGAUAGAUCAUUUACACCUUUAUUUUCUGCCAGUAUGUCACUUCCACACAAUAAAAAUCUGUUUUUUAAGA
This is a messenger RNA of Trematomus bernacchii (emerald rockcod), 1424 nucleotides long. RefSeq names its product CCR4-NOT transcription complex subunit 9 (gene cnot9). NCBI's taxonomy places the organism in Eukaryota, Metazoa, Chordata, Actinopteri, Perciformes, Nototheniidae. Gene Ontology annotation, biological process: negative regulation of translation; mRNA catabolic process. The transcript has 8 exons. The record is from RefSeq and is a predicted model, not a curated record. Bases 335 to 1234 code for a protein of 299 amino acids. Gene Ontology annotation, cellular component: CCR4-NOT core complex; P-body; CCR4-NOT complex.